This is a messenger RNA of Malus domestica (apple), 1762 nucleotides long. RefSeq lists its product as uncharacterized. NCBI's taxonomy places the organism in Eukaryota, Viridiplantae, Streptophyta, Magnoliopsida, Rosales, Rosaceae. Gene Ontology annotation, cellular component: eukaryotic translation initiation factor 2B complex; guanyl-nucleotide exchange factor complex. Gene Ontology annotation, molecular function: translation initiation factor activity; guanyl-nucleotide exchange factor activity. Gene Ontology annotation, biological process: biosynthetic process; cytoplasmic translational initiation. The record is from RefSeq and is a predicted model, not a curated record.
CGUUAAUUACACACAACAAUUGCGAGUGGUCAAGCCACCCUCGCUCGCUCUGCUUCCUGUGGAGACAAAAACGCCUAAAAAAGGGGAACCUGAACCCUUCUCUCUCUCCCCCUCUCCCUCUCUGCUGCUGCUCCGAUGGAUUUCCAAGUGGUAGUCUUAGCCGGUGGCACCUCGAAGAAUCUUGUCCCUCUAGUCUCCAAGGAGGUCCCAAAGGCUCUGCUUCCGGUGGCGAACCGUCCGGUUAUCUCCUACGUUCUGGAGCUCUUAGAACUCUGUAACCUUAAGAACCUCAUAGUUGUUGUUGAAGGGCAAGAUGCAGCCGUACUCGUUGGAAGUUGGAUUUCAGGGGCUUAUGUCGAUCGUUUACAUGUUGAGGUUGCAGCAGUCCCUGAGGAUGUUGGAACAGCUGGUGCACUUCGAGCCAUUGCACACCACUUGACUGCAAAUGACAUUUUGGUUGUGAGUGGCGAUAUUGUCUCUGAUGUUUCUCCUGGUGCUGUAGCUGCUGCUCAUAGACGUCAUGAUGCAGUAUUAACUGCAAUGCUUUGUUCUGCUCCUGUAAGUGGACCUUCGGAUUCGGGAUCCUCUGUUGGAAAAGACAAAGCUAAGAAACCAGGGCACUACAAUAUCAUUGGGCUGGAUCCGACAAAGCAGUUUUUACUGUACAUAGCAACAGGAGCGGAACUUGAGAAAGAUAUUCGAAUUCAGAAGAGCAUACUCCGUGCGGUUGGCCAGAUGGAAAUUCGAUCUGAUCUCAUGGAUGCUCAUUUAUAUGCAUUCAAGAGGUCUGUUCUACAAGAAGUUUUGGAUCAAAAGGAUACCUUUCAAAGUUUAAAGCGCGAUGUAUUACCUUAUCUUGUUCGUCGCCAGCUGAAUUCAGAAGUGUCAAAUGGUGCACCACAACCAGAAGAAAAUGGAAAUGAGAAGGCUAGUUCUCAGAGCAACCAACUAGUGAUAUCUCGAAUCCUGGCUAAUUCAUCCACUCCAAGCUUCCAUGAGCUCUAUGCACUAGGUUGUAAUGGCUCUACUCCUGCGCAAAGAACCCAUAAAUGCUGUGUUUAUAUUGCUGGAAACAGCAAGUACUGUGUGAGGUUAAAUUCCAUUCAAGCAUUUAGUGACAUUAAUCGAGAUGUCAUAGGAGAUGCUAGCCAUUUGUCAGGGUAUUCAUUCUCUGCACAAAAUAACAUCAUCCAUCCGUCAGCAGAACUUGGAUCUAAAACGACUGUCGGACCACAUUGUAUGCUUGGGGAAGGUUCACAGAUGGGUGACAAAUGUAGUGUUAAACGAUCUGUUAUUGGUCGUCACUGCCGGAUAGGUUCUAACGUGAAGGUUGUGAAUUCAGUUGUUAUGAAUCAUGUUACCAUUGGCGAUGGUUGUUCAGUCCAGAAUUCAGUUAUUUGCAGUAACGUACAGCUCCAAGAUCGUGUUGUACUUAAAGAUUGUCAAGUCGGUGCAGGUUUCGUGGUUCCUGCUGGAAGUGAGUGCAAAGGGGAGGCAUUUGCUAAGAAAGAGAAAUGAUUAAGACAGAGUCCGUGGCUAGAAAUGGAAAGUCGGCAAGUUUUCGUUUCUGCCCCGUGCUUCAAUAGAUUGGAAUAGAUUUUGUCAAUUGAGAGGAGAAGACAUAUUCAGACUAGUUCAGUUUUAUGAAAUAGUUGCUCAUCUCGGAACAAAUUGCGGAAUAGAAAGCCUCGUUGUAUUGUAAGCUUUGAUUUUUCUCGACUCUACUUUUAUAAUACAAUUUUAACAGUCUGCUAUACAGAAA